Peronospora belbahrii is the source of this 3540-nucleotide messenger RNA. Lineage: Eukaryota; Oomycota; Peronosporomycetes; Peronosporales; Peronosporaceae. The record is from the annotation of a GenBank genome assembly.
AUGGCGAGCGACAAGAGCUUGGUGAAGAAACAGUCCAAGAUAAAGACUUAUGUUAAGGAAUGGCCAUCUACGAAUCCAUCAUCCUGCUCGCGGUCAAUACCUGCCAAGACGAACGACAAUUUACAGAAACUUGUAUUGCCGCAUCUGGAUUCAUUCAACUUCUUUCUUACGGAGGGCCUGGACCUGGCAAUAGCCGAUAUGUGCAAGGUGCCUGUAGAGCUACCAAACCAACACCGGAUGGACCUAUGGUUUGAGAACGCACAGAUUGGCUAUCCGACGACGGACAACCAAAUCACUGGCGAACAAAAGCUGUUGCCCAGCGAGUGUCGUCAGCGUGGCGUCUCAUACACGGCGCCUCUCGUCGUAACAUUGGCACGCUCCUUUGGUGGAUCGCACAAGGUUGAGCGUAUUCAGCGCGUAGUGGGUGAGAUUCCUAUCAUGGUACGCUCAAAGCGCUGUCACUUGAGCGGCAUGACGCCGUCGGAGCUUGUCAAAGCUCGGGAAGAGGCCAAUGAGAUGGGAGGCUACUUUAUUUGCAAUGGUAACGAGCGUUGCGUGCGUCUACUGCAGAUGCCGCGUCGUCACCACAUCAUGGCUGUGCGUCGUGGUGCUUUUGCCAACCGUGGCGACCUGUACACGGAACUGGCAGUUUUUAUGAAGUGUGUUAAGCGCGAUCAGACUGCUGUGACGGUCACUGUGCACUAUUUGCAGGAUGGUAACGCUACUGUGCGUUUUGGAGUUAGGAAACAGGAGUUUAUGAUUCCCGUCGGUCUGGUGCUUAAGGCACUGUACCCACUAACGGACCGUGAAAUCUAUGAGCGCGUGUUGCGUGGAGACCACGAAAACACGUACUUGUCUGCACGCGUGGAGCUUAUUCUGCGCGAAGCCAAAAAGUUUUCGUUGUAUUCGCGUGAUGAAGCGCUGGCAUACUUGGGCAAACACUUCCGUUUUGCAAUGCCAUACGUGUAUGACAACAUGAGCAAUGUGGAAGUUGGCAGCAAACUGUUUGAUGAAUUUAUGUUUGUACACAUCCCAAAGGGCGAGAAGGGACGAACGCAAAAGGUUGAGCUGCUGUGUCUGAUGCUGCGUAAGCUGUAUGCAUUUGCGAAGGGUGAUAUUUCUGAGGAUAACUCUGAUUCUGUCAUGAACCAUGAACUGUUGCUUCCUGGACAUUUGUAUCUAAUGAUCAUGAAGGAAAAACUACAGGAAUCUCUUGUAGCGAUGCGCGCUAACAUUUUGAAGGAGACGCAAAACAAAAAGAAGAGUGUCGUGAUGGACCAGGUUUUUUUACGUAAAAUGUGGGAUCGUACUUCUAACAUUGGUAAUGCAAUGACCUAUUUCCUUAACACAGGUAAUUUGCGCUCAACAAGCGGUCUUGAUCUGUUGCAGAUUGCAGGCUACACUAUCGUUGCUGAGAAGUUGAAUUACUACCGUUAUUUUUCGCAUUUUCGCUCCGUUCAUCGUGGUCAGUUUUUCACGGAAAUGAAGACGACAACUGUGCGUAAGCUACUGCCCGACUCGUGGGGUUUCCUUUGCCCCGUGCACACUCCCGAUGGAUCACCGUGUGGUCUGCUGAACCAUUUGGCUGUAGAGUGUCAACUUGUGUGUCAUCCAGCGUUCAAGGCGAAUGACUUUUUGCAGCAAGAAGUCAAACUGUCCCGCUUCUUGGCAAGUCUUGGAAUGAUUGCCACCUCGGGAUAUGCCGAUGGCUCUUUGAUCGUGCCAUACUCUUAUUUGCCUGUGAUGAUGAACGGUAAGGUACUGGGUGGCGCACCUGCGGAGGUUUGUACGCGUAUCGCAGGUGUUUUGCGCAAGAUUAAGUCAGCAGAAAGCUCGAACGAACGAGAUGCUAAUGGUAUUGUACCAAACCUUGAGGUGUGUCUUAUUCUGCCAACCCUUGGUGGUCCCUUUCCAGGCUUAUUUUUGUCGGCAGACGCUGCUCGUAUGUCGCGUCCAGUGAUGCAGAUGGAAACUAAAUGUAUCGAGUACAUUGGGCCCAUGGAGCAGGUGUUUAUGGAUAUUGCGUGCACGAAAGAUGACAUCCGGCCAGCCACGACUCACAUGGAGAUUAAACCCACGAACAUGCUGUCCCUCGUGGCCUCCCUGACUCCGUUUUCUGAUUACAAUCAGUCUCCUCGUAACAUGUACCAAUGCCAAAUGGCAAAACAGACUAUGGGUACGCCCGCCCACUCAAUUAUGCACCGUUCAGAUAACAAGAUGUAUCGUAUCCAGUCUCCUCAGAUUCCAAUCGUACAGAAUGAACGAUUACGUAAAUACCAGCUCGAUGAGUAUCCUUUGGGCACUAACGCUGUGGUGGCCGUAAUUUCGUACACGGGUUUUGAUAUGGAGGAUGCUAUGAUCUUAAAUAAGUCGUCAUACGAGCGUGGUUUUGCGCACGCGUCAGUGUAUAAGCAGCUGACUGUAGAUAUUAGCUCCAGCGGCAAGCAGGGUAGCUCGACAUCAAAGAAGUAUUUCUCCAACAUUAAGACCGAUGGCAGCGGUGAGUUUUGCUCCACGAAGUUAGACCGUGACGGCUUCCCGCACAUUGGCCAGGUCGUGAACUAUGGCGACCCAAUUACUAGCUGGAUUGAUGAGACCACCGGACUGCCUUCAUUUCAAAAGCACAAAGAGAGUGAACCGGCAAUUGUCGAACAGAUUAACAUGAUUGGUAGCUCGUCUCAGGCGUCCGAGUUCACCAAAGCUAGCAUAAAGCUGCGAUUCUGCCGUAAUCCGACGAUCGGUGACAAGUUUUCGUCGCGUCACGGACAGAAGGGUGUCAUGAGUAUUCUGUGGCCUCAGGCCGAUAUGCCGUUUUCUGAGUCCGGCAUAUCCCCGGACAUUAUUAUUAACCCGCAUGCUUUUCCCUCUCGUAUGACCAUCGGUAUGCUUAUUGAGUCGAUGGCCGCCAAGACGGGUGCUUUGAAGGGCAAAUACAUGGAUUCCACGCCGUUCCAGUUUAGUGAGAAAGACCGCGUUAUUGACUACUUUGGAUCGCAGCUGAAGCAGCAUGGUUACAACUACAUGGGCAGUGAACCGCUGUACUCAGGUAUUUCUGGUACAGUCAUGCAGGCGGACAUAUAUAUCGGCGUUGUGUAUUAUCAGCGCUUGCGUCACAUGGUUAGCGACAAAAGCCAGGUUCGUGCUACGGGUCCAAUGAAUUCGCUUACUCGCCAGCCUGUAAAGGGCCGUAAGAAGGGUGGAGGUAUCCGUUUUGGUGAGAUGGAGCGCGAUUCGAUGCUUGCACACGGUUGUGCGUUCCUGCUGCAGGAUCGUCUGAUGAACUGUUCGGACAAGCACAUUGCCACUGUCUGCACCAACUGUGGCAGUCUGUUGUCGAAUGCCACGCAACGUUCGACGAUCGAGACUGCUGGUCAGGGAGAGGUUGCCAUCGCUAUGAAGUCCAAGACUCAAUGGUAUUGUACAGUUUGUCAAACCGGUAAGAGUUGCCAGGCCGUUGCCAUGCCUUAUGUAUUCCGCUACUUGGCCAACGAGUUGGCCGCAAUGAAUAUCAAAAUGUCUCUUACGCUAAAAGGAUGCUAG